Messenger RNA from Macadamia integrifolia, 1369 nucleotides. Its product is annotated as DNA-3-methyladenine glycosylase-like. The record is from RefSeq and is a predicted model, not a curated record. Gene Ontology annotation, molecular function: DNA-3-methyladenine glycosylase activity. Gene Ontology annotation, biological process: base-excision repair. The coding region runs from base 102 to 1148 and encodes 348 amino acids. NCBI's taxonomy places the organism in Eukaryota, Viridiplantae, Streptophyta, Magnoliopsida, Proteales, Proteaceae. The transcript is spliced from 5 exons.
CUCAACUCCAAAUGAAACUUCUUGUUGUUCCAUUUCAACUACUGCAACAAUAGUUAAUAACAUCAAGUAAGUCAUCAGAAGUAAACGAAAGGAGGCCUGUCAUGGAGAGGAACAGAAGUUUCAAUGGGAUCAAGGAGAAAACAACCCAACAAAGCUUCUUAUCCAAACAUCUAAAGAAGGUCUACCCACUUGCACUUCGAAGGAGCAACUCAUCUCAAUCACUCCCUUCACUAUCUUUGUCCCAGAAUUCUAAUGACUCGAUAGGCAGCCGCGAAACUAUUAAUCCGCGUGCAGUGGAUCAGAAGGUUUUCGCAUCUCUUCGAAGGCUUAAUAGAACCACCACCCCUCAUGAAAGAGCAGAAACCAAACUUACUAAUCUUGGACAACAGGAUAGCCGGCCAGAAUCUAAUGGUGUCAAUACUGGGAUUCCUUGGGUGAUUCCGAAGAUUAUGGUGCCUCUUCAUGGGCUUGGAGGACCACCUGAAAGAAGGGAAACUACACUACUUGCUAAUGUUGGAAAGGAUAGUACUGAUUCUAAUGGUGGCGUUACCUUGAAGAGGUGUCAUUGGAUCACAAAAAAUAGUGAUCAGGUCUAUGUCUGCUUCCAUGAUGAGUGUUGGGGAGUGCCAGUUUACAAUGACAAUCUACUAUUUGAACUUCUAGCGAUGUCUGGAAUGUUGAUGGAUUACAAUUGGACUGAAAUAUUAAAGAGAAAGGAGCUCUUGAGAGAAUACUUUGCUCAAUUCAACCCUAAUGUUGUUGCCAAGCUGAGCGAGAUAGAGAUAAUGGAGAUUAGUUCCAAUAAGACACUUAUGUUGGCAGAAAGCAGGGUCAGGUGCAUAGUAGACAAUGCCAAAUGCAUAGUAAAGAUUACAGAUGAAUAUGGUUCAUUCAGUAGCUAUAUUUGGGGGUACAUGAACUACAAACCAAUGAUCAGUAGAUACAGAUAUCCAAGGAGUAUCCCUCUAAGGACCCCAAAAGCAGAAGCCAUUAGCAGGGAUCUAAUAAGAAGAGGAUUUCGGUUCGUCGGGCCGGUGAUAAUGUACUCAUUUAUGCAAGCUGCAGGGAUGACAAUUGAUCACCUCGUCGAUUGUUUUAGGUUUAAUGAAUGUGUUUAUCUUGCAGAGAGACCAUGGAGACAUGGCUAACUAGCAUUUAAUUUUGUUUUACUUUGAACUCAGUUUUAAAAUUCAGUGUUUUGAUGACCUAAAACAGAGAAGUUGCUUAUUUAUUCAAUGAUAGACUUGGUUUAUAACCUAUUGUGGAUUUGUUUCUUUGUAUGUAGAGAUUGUUUUGGAGAAAGGUUCACCUCUCCAUUUAGAAUGUUAUCUUCCUUCUAUCAAUAAAAAAGUUUGGAAGGUUUUCCCUU